Syzygium oleosum is the source of this 1619-nucleotide messenger RNA. RefSeq names its product protein arginine N-methyltransferase PRMT10. Gene Ontology annotation, biological process: peptidyl-arginine methylation. Gene Ontology annotation, molecular function: protein-arginine N-methyltransferase activity. Gene Ontology annotation, cellular component: nucleus. Bases 114 to 1259 code for a protein of 381 amino acids. The record is from RefSeq and is a predicted model, not a curated record. The transcript is spliced from 8 exons. Lineage: Eukaryota; Viridiplantae; Streptophyta; Magnoliopsida; Myrtales; Myrtaceae.
AACUGCACGAGUGGGGGGGCAGACAGCGUCGCACCGCCACCGCAAUCGCAGCGACGUUGCCCUAAAACCCGUCCCGAAAAAGCCUCAGCUCGACCUCUGCUCCUCCGAGCGCCAUGGGCAGCUUCGGGAAUGGCCCCGCCGCCGGCGACCGUACGGGCCCCCCCCACGGCGGCGGCCCCGUGGCGGUGGACAAGGGCGUCGACUUCGCCAACUACUUCUGCACCUACGCCUUCCUCUACCACCAGAAGGAGAUGCUCUCCGAUCGCGUCCGCAUGGACGCUUACUACAGCGCCAUCUUCCAGAACAGGCACCAUUUCCUCGGAAAGGCUGUGCUGGAUGUAGGAACAGGAAGUGGUAUUCUUGCAAUAUGGUCAGCACAAGCUGGUGCAAGGAAGGUUUAUGCAGUUGAGGCGACAAAGAUGUCAGAGCAUGCCCGAGCUCUUGUAAAAGCAAAUAACCUUCAAGACGUCGUCGAAGUGAUUGAGGGUUCAAUGGAGGAUGUUAGUCUCCCUGAGAAAGUUGAUGUGAUCAUAUCAGAAUGGAUGGGAUACUUCCUUCUGCGUGAAUCUAUGUUUGAUUCAGUGAUUUGUGCACGUGACCGCUGGCUGAAGCCAACUGGAGUCAUGUAUCCUAGUCAUGCUCGAAUGUGGAUGGCUCCUAUCAGGUCUGGGUUGGUGGAUCAAAAAUUGAAUGACUACGAAGGAUCCAUGGAUGACUGGCACUGUUUUCUGGACGAUACUAGGACUUGUUAUGGUGUCGAUAUGAGUAUCUUGACCAAACCAUUUGCCGAAGAGCAGAAAAAAUGGUAUCUCCAGACUUCCUUGUGGAACAACCUUCAUCCGAAUCAAGUUAUAGGGACAGCGGCCACUGUAAAGGAGAUAGACUGUUUGACUGCCACUGUAAAUGAUAUUGCAGAAGUUAGAUCAAAUUUCUCAUCAAUAAUCAAAUGUAAUACGAGGCUUUGUGGUUUUAGUGGAUGGUUUGAUGUCCAUUUCCGGGGAAGAAUGGAAGAUCCAGCUCAGAAAGAGAUUGAGUUAACUACAGCACCUAGUGUGGACAAUGGCACUCAUUGGGGACAGCAGAUCUUCCUAUUAGGGCCCGCCAUUGUAGUUUCUGAAGGGAAUGAUGUUGAUGUUUCGUUUGCUAUGACCCGUUCAAAGGACAAUCAUCGAUUAAUGGAGGUUGAGCUGGAUGGCAGAAUCAAGCAACCCACUGGCGAUCUGCUUCAGCCUUUCAGAAAAUUGUUUUAUGUUGAAUGAGACAAUGAAAGUUCCAAAACGAUUAUUUGGGUUCAGCUUUAACUGCAGAGCCUGAGUUUCGGGAUCACGCAACCUACUGUGUUUUGGAGCACAGGUCCUCAGGUUCUGGGUUGACAAGCUCUCUUUGGAGGUUUUUGCUGUUUUUUUGACACUCAAUAUUCUAAGUCAUACUGUUGUAACUCUUUAAUUAAAUGAUGUACGAUUGUUUUGGGAGAAAGGAUGCUCCUACUAGAAUUCCAAUGAUUUUCUUCUUCUGGAAUCUGUAAAUAGGGUUGUUGCUCCAAGGAAACAACUAUAAAUGUGCUGUAGAUCUUUUAUUCCUCUGCAAGCUAAUAUCUUCAUGCUGAGCAAUAUUUUAAA